Aureobasidium melanogenum CBS 110374 is the source of this 2007-nucleotide messenger RNA. RefSeq names its product OPT superfamily oligopeptide transporter. Gene Ontology annotation, biological process: transmembrane transport. The record is from RefSeq and is a predicted model, not a curated record. NCBI's taxonomy places the organism in Eukaryota, Fungi, Ascomycota, Dothideomycetes, Dothideales, Saccotheciaceae. Bases 1 to 2007 code for a protein of 668 amino acids. Gene Ontology annotation, molecular function: oligopeptide transmembrane transporter activity. The transcript is spliced from 9 exons.
AUGUGGACGAUCUCUAUCGUUCUGACUGUGUUAGUGACCGGAUUGAAUACGCUGUUCACGUUACGAAAACCAUCUGUCACAAUCAGCUCCGCUGUCGUUCAGCUGGUAGCAUUUCCGAUAGGAAGAGCAUGGGAGAAGUUGCUACCUGAUUGGACCUUUUCAAUCCAUAUCAUGAGUAACCUUAGCUACUCAACACGUCUCAGUGCAGACACUUUGACCGAACAGGAGAUGUUCUUUGGGCUCAAAGCAGGAGUUGGCUUUCAGAUACUCGUCACUUUGGGAACCAUAUUGACUGGAUUUACUUUCGCUGGACUAGCACGAGCUCUUAUAGUCGAGCCAAAGAACUUGGUAUGGCCUGGAGUCCUCGCCAAUACAGCCUUGAACCGGACUUUACACCAUAAGGAGAAAUCCGAACGCGGAAGUACCUGGCGAAUCUCCCGUUACGCCUUCUUCAUGGUUGUCUUCGUUGCUUCCUUUGUUUGGUAUUGGUUUCCCAAUUUCAUCUUUCCAGCUGUAGGAUAUUUUACCUUUCUUUGUUGGAUAUGGCCGAAGAACGCAGUUGUCAACCAACUGUUCGGUAUGUCCAGUGGACUAGGAAUGGUUCCUUUAACCUUUGACUGGAGUCAAGUUGCCUACAUUGGAUCUCCACUAGUUGUUCCUACUUGGGCCAUUUUGAAUGUUGGUGCAUCUCUAGUCUUUUGGAUCUACAUCAUCGCUCCUGCGAUGUAUUACAGCAACACCUGGUUCAGUGCCUACUUGCCCAUUCAGAGUACAGCUGUAUUCGACGAUGCGGGCAAAAUUUACAAUGUUUCGAAGAUUUUGACACAUGACGACAAAUUCGACCCUGUUAAAUACUCUGCUUAUUCGCAGGUGUAUCUGCCCAUCACGUAUGCUCUGUCUAACUUUGGUUUGCAAUUCGCGGCUGUCAUGGCUUUGAUCGUUUGGUUCGUCUUGGAAAAGCACACCACGUUGCGGAAGGCUCCUUCUGCAUUCAAAUCCUGGGUCAAGGCUCCAUGUGAAGUCACAAAGGAAGGCGCAUAUAGAGAUGUUCCCGUAUGGUGGUACGCUCUGACAGGAGUCGCAUCUUUGUUUUGUUUGGUACUGUCCUGUGAAUAUUGGCCAGUGCAGUUGCCAUGGUAUGGAGUUCUCCUUGCUCUGGCCGUAUCCUCGAUCCUUUUCAUCCCCCUAGCCAUGGUAUACGCCACUGCGAACGCUAAAGUCAGCAUAGACGCAUUGUGUCGGCUGAUUGCUGGAUACGCUUUCGAAGGCAAGAUCCUAGCCAACAUCUGGUUCUUCGAUAUUGGGUACAUCACAGGCAUCAAAGGACUUGCUUUUGCUCAAGAUCUGAAGCUCGGCAUAUACUGCGAUAUCCCACCUCGUGCUCUUUUUCUCGUCCAAACAGUCGGCAUUGGCAUAUCCGUUCUGACUCAGGUCGGCGUUUUAAGAUGGGCGCUGAAUUAUAUUUCAGACGUCUGUCAGGUUGAUGCUCCAGAUGGGUUCUCAUGCCCAUACUCAAGAACGCAUUUCAACACAAGCCUGAUUUGGGGCGCUGUGGGACCAAAGAUCUUCUUUUCCAGUGACUCAAUUUACAGGCCACUUUUCUGGUUCUUUCUCAUAGGUGCCGUCUUGCCUAUACCAGUGUACCUUUUGAAGCGUCGAUAUCCCACCAGUCUCUGGCGAUACUGCCAUAUCCCGCUUUUCAUGGGCGGUCUGAACUACUUGCCUCCUGCCACAGGUACAAACUACGGAAGCUGGGUCAUCGUAGGCCUCAUCUUUGGACUUCUGAUUAAAAAGCGAGCGUUCGGCUGGUGGCAAAAGUACAAUUUUGUGCUUAGUGCUGCGUUGGACAGUUCCGUGGCGAUCGCCGGCGCCAUAAUCUUCUUCACGAUCUUCUAUACUGGAGCAAAUAAGGGAUUCUCGUGGUGGGGCACGUCUGUCUACCAGGACACGUGCGACUGGAAAUCUUGUCCCUAUCUUAGCCUUUCGAAAGGUCAGAGAUUCGGUUGA